UAGGCCUAUAAGGAGUUCAUAAACAAGUCAAGUAGUCAAUGUUUCCUUCCCUUGCAUAGAGUAUGCCUUGAGUCUUGAUGGUUCCCAGAAUCAUAACAAUGUGGAGGACAACCAGUCCCAACCACUCAUAGUUGGGAUGGUUUUCAGCCUGGGGCAUCAUAGAAUAAGAUAAGAAAUACAACCCUCGGAAACUAUUCUUAAAACUAAAAGUUACAUUACGGUUACCGAUUGGUCAAAGUUAUUGACGAACUCGAGUCUAGACCAAUCACAGUACUCUUUAUUCCAGCGGUUUGGGUGAGUCAAAACAUUUAAAAUGGCGGAGAAGCGGAAGAUUUCUGCUGCUGGAAGCGGUGCAAAACGGAUUAAAGCUCUGUUCUCAUCGUUCAUACGGAAAGACCCAGUCAGUCCAGACAAAGAAAAUAGCACAGUUUCACUUGACAGUGAAAGAAUUGAGCCUGGUGAGGAGGCAACCGUUCCUGGCAUCAGCAGUCCUCAGAGUUCAAAUGAUACCACAGAUGGAGUUGUUCCAUGUAAGCAAGAGACGCCACAAAGAUGUUCUGUCAGACCCCUCGAUGCUGAAGCUUUCUUUGACAGAGUUGAAACCUUCACAGUCUCUGGAUGGUUUGCCAAACCCAAAGACCUGUCUCCCUUGUACUGUGCCAGAUAUGGCUGGGAAAACAGUGACAAAGACUUCCUUAAAUGUGUGAGCUGUAAAGAGAUACUGUAUGGAGGCCUGCCAGGUGUAUGGGAAACAGAGUCAUAUAGUCUAUCCUACAGUAAAUUGAAAGAAUCAUUGCGGAGUUCCCACAGCAAGAUCUGUCCAUGGCCUGACAGCCCCUCACCAGUGUCAUUUCAGAGUAUUCCACUUGAUGACAUCAAAAGUUCCAUCAAAGAAUUCUACAGCAGGGUAGACAGUUUGUAUCCACUUGGAGACAGGAUACCAGACAUUGACUGCAGUCCACUCCAGGACGAUGAGGAGUUUGACGUGGAUCAUGUCAAGAAGGUACUCCUACAAGCGGUUUCUGAAAGGGGGGAUGCAGCAGUCAUCAUUAGUGAAGAAAAAAAAACGGUGUGGCAGGCUGUGUGCUUGCUGGCUCUAUUUGGCUGGAGAAAAUGUCUUUCAGAGCAAACAGGUUGUCCAGUUUUAGUCUGUGAGUAUUGCAGACGUCACGCCGGGCUCUGGAACUUUGCAUCCUUCAAAGAUGCCACUCAGCAGUCCAGAUCGGUCACAGAGUCAAGUAGUCAGGACUCAACAGGAGAAUCACUAAACAAGAGAAUCAAGGAAAUUCAGCAGUCCUCCUUCAAUCUUGCCCUGGAACAUCGGUCUUGGUGCCCCUGGAUUCAACCCUCUCCAUUCCAGCCAAUGAAAAUUCAGAGAAUUUCAAACGAGCCAAUGAGGGAAGAGGAAAUACCAAAAGCCGAGCUCAUGUGGCAACAGCUGCUGUUCAUCAUGUUGAAGAAGAAUUCCCCAGAUACAUACGGAGCUCUAAAACCAGCUAUAAAUAAAGAAACAACUCCACCAAGUCAAACGUGGAAAGCUGUUCGACGAAUUCUGAAUGUUUGGCAGAGCAAGGAGACGACAGAUGCUUCAAAACAAGACACCAAGUCAAGCUGAGGGCUGCAGCUGGUACUUAUUAUUCAGUGUUUUGUUUGG
Asterias rubens (European starfish) is the source of this 1654-nucleotide messenger RNA. Its product is annotated as NIPA-like protein. NCBI's taxonomy places the organism in Eukaryota, Metazoa, Echinodermata, Asteroidea, Forcipulatida, Asteriidae. The record is from RefSeq and is a predicted model, not a curated record. Bases 314 to 1615 code for a protein of 433 amino acids. Gene Ontology annotation, molecular function: zinc ion binding. The transcript has 9 exons. Gene Ontology annotation, cellular component: nucleus.